AUGAGCACCGAAACGGGCCAGCGGAAGAAACUUGACGGUACAUGUACAGUACAGCACCUCGUCUCAUUUCAAAUUCAUUUCCCAGUGCGGUCAUUUGCACAACGGCAGGACAGGCAUCCCAGCCACUGUGACGAGAAUCAUGCUCUUUGUACUCCCUACUUUGUCCGACAAAAAAUCCGGCCAGCGGCUAGCUGUGGAACGAAGGGCGGUGACAAGAGGCUAGUCGAGGCUAGCAACAACGAGACGCUCACCAGCUCACGAUGGCCUCCCAAGGGCGUUCUACCGCUAGCGGGCAGACAACCAAAGUUCUCGAGCACAGGUGGUGUCUGCAGAAGCCCCAAACGGGCCACUAUUGGCGGGCUUCCACGUGGGAGUGGCCUCGCGAACAUUGCAAUGGAUGAGGAGACUUCCGCCAUGCAACCAUUGGGGGUGCUGAACGGGAAAAAGGCUCUUCGCGGAGCCGAGUCUUACGAGGGAGAGUGGCUGGCCGCAGUCGAAACUCUGCGCCCGCACUCUCGUGUGCGAAUCAGAGUUGGCAAGACCAUGUACUCAGUACGAGUACACGAUACAAUGGCAUCUUACGAAUACACCUUCCCCAUUUUGCCGACGGGCCUAAGCUCCGAUUCAGCACUCGAGUCUUCGUCUGGAUCCCAUGUCCAUCUAGCUUCGGCAUCCAUGCUUUGGGAUGGCUGGGCAUUUGGGCCACACAACGCCCCCAACAUGGCACCUCCGUGGAUGCGAGAAGGCUCUGUACCAACAAGUACAUGCAUACCCUACUCGUACGUGCUGCAAUGCCACCAAGGAGCGGACCGCUUCAUACCCAAGCAACCAAGGUACUGCCAGGUUCUCCGUACCGAUGCAUUGACAUUACAUUGCCGAGACACGUCGCCAGCCAAAGGGGGCGUAAAUUUGUCCGAAGAAUGGACUGUCUCGACUCGAAUUGCAGUUCAGCUUCAAUCCCAAUGCUUUUGGACUGUACGAAUUUCGCUCUACCAGCAAGGUCUCUUGGCGUACAACUACCUCCCAGUAUGGAGCGAUUUAUUUGCGGCUUCGUCCUCGCCAUGA
Messenger RNA from Trichoderma virens Gv29-8, 1065 nucleotides. RefSeq lists its product as uncharacterized. NCBI's taxonomy places the organism in Eukaryota, Fungi, Ascomycota, Sordariomycetes, Hypocreales, Hypocreaceae. The record is from RefSeq and is a predicted model, not a curated record. Bases 1 to 1065 code for a protein of 354 amino acids. The transcript is spliced from 7 exons.